This is a messenger RNA of Melospiza melodia melodia, 418 nucleotides long. Its product is annotated as Fc receptor-like B. Gene Ontology annotation, molecular function: transmembrane signaling receptor activity. Bases 6 to 416 code for a protein of 136 amino acids. Gene Ontology annotation, biological process: cell surface receptor signaling pathway. The transcript has 2 exons. NCBI's taxonomy places the organism in Eukaryota, Metazoa, Chordata, Aves, Passeriformes, Passerellidae. The record is from RefSeq and is a predicted model, not a curated record. Gene Ontology annotation, cellular component: plasma membrane.
CCUACAUGUGUCACAGACCCGGCACUGGGCUCAGCCCCCCUGUAGUGGUCUCAGAUGAUUUGCUGGUGCUGCAGGUGCCAGCAGGGGUGCUGCUGGAGGGGGACACGAUGACACUGCGCUGUCGGUGCGGCCAUUGGAACCACAUUGUCACCAGGGUGCAAUUUUACCAGGACGAGAAGGAAGUGAGGGGGUUCAUCAACAGGACCGAGCUGUCCCUAUUUCCCCUGCAGCUGCACCACAGUGGCCACUAUAGCUGCGGGGGCUUGGUGGGGUCCUGGCAGUCACGAUCAGCAGCAGUGACAGUGAAAGUGUAUGGUGAGCACUUCCAUGGCUGGAACUCCAGUCUCCUGACACCCCCAAUGACCCUUCCCAGCAGACUCAGAGUCACAGUCCUCACCUCCUCUCUCCUGCCCUGAGC